Messenger RNA from Symbiodinium natans, 1008 nucleotides. Lineage: Eukaryota; Dinophyceae; Suessiales; Symbiodiniaceae. The record is from the annotation of a GenBank genome assembly.
AUGUCCCAUCCGUUCUACACGACAAUUGCUGCCGAGGCUUGGGCCUCGCUGCUGGACGGCAGUGGCCCAACCCCUCAGGGCCGAACGAACUCGGCCAUGUGCGCAGGCGACGGCAGUGGUGGCAAGGCCUAUUUGUUUGGCGGCUACAACCACAACAACAACCCCGAGGAUCUGGAUCGGAUGAACGACACUUGGGUUCUGGAUUUGUCCGGCCCCAGCUGGGCGGAGGUGAGCGUGACGGAAGGGACGGUGCGCCGGGCCGGGCACACCAUGGUCUGCACGGGGGACAGCCUGCUGGUCUUCGGAGGGCAAUCCAAGAUUGGGGGCACUUCGCAGGGCCACAAUGACCUGUGGAAGCUCACGCUGGCAACCAGCACCUGGGAGCAGUUGACACCGAGCGGCACGCUGCCCCCUGCCAGGUCUCAACACUCGGCUGUCUGGAAUCCUGACACCCAGAGCAUGCUAGUGUACGGUGGAGCCGAUAGUACCUUCUUAGGUGACUUGUGGAGCUACAGCUUGACCGCCAACUCGUGGACCCAGCUCACCCCUACUGGGGGUCCGCUGGGCACAAGGGAUGAGCACACGGCCCUCUGGAACCCAGUCGACAACACCAUGCUUCUCACCGGGGGCACGCGCAGACACGCAUCUUUACCCCCAGCCGGCAGCGAGGGCAACGACCUCUGGUCCUACGACCCGCAGGCGAACACCUGGACCGAGUUGAUCCCACAGGGAAGCCCGAACGCGCCCGCAGGACGGCGCCAGACCUCCCUCGUCUGGAACACGGCCGCGCAAGCGGCGCUUCUGUUUGCAGGCAACAUGGGAAGCCCAUCGGUGCUCAACGACCUCUGGGAGUACAAGGCAGCUUCGAACUGGACGCAGCUUGUCCCCGCGACCAGUCCGCCGGCCCGGCACGACCACCAAGCUGUUUGGGCUUCCACUCAGGUCAUGAUCGUCUUCGGCGGGUAUGACGGCUCUUACUUGGUGGACACCUGGCAGUACACGCCCUGA